AUGAUGAUGAUGAUCAAUAAAAAUUCUAAUCAAAAUGAAAACAAAACAAAAACAAAAACAAUAGACAUUUUCAUUGAUCAUUUGAAUUUGGUGAACUGUAUUGGUAGCAAUCUAUUUAACUGAAUCAUGGUGACAUUAUGGUUAAUAUUAUGUUUUAAUUCAUUAAUACCAUUUGUGAUUACAAUCAAUAAUCCGAAUUCUAUUCAGAAUGAUGGUACAAUUGAAUCGUCUAUCGAUUCGAAUGAUAUUUAUCUAUCGGAAUUUGAAAUUGUCGAUAUGGCUAAUCAUGAUGGUCGUCUUCAUAAUGGACUUUGUUGUAAUGGAAUGAAACCUAAUGUUGUUGGCUGCAAAGGUGGCAAUACUACUUGUUUACCGUUUUGGCGUGUUUGUAUUGCUGAAUUGGCACCCGAUUUGAUUCAUUCAUCGAAUCGAGAAGCAAUCGAAAUGACCAGUACCACUACUAAAAAACCAUGGGCUAUUCCUGGUUUAUUGUUCAAAAUAUUUAGCCCAAAAUCAAGCUCAAAUGCUCGAAAUCGACAAGUAAAAGAAAUAAUGGAUCAUAUGUCACCAAGUACAUGUUCAAUUGGAUUUUGGUCAAGUCCGGUUUUAUCAACGGAUACAGUUUUUCCAUUGCAAAUGCGAAAACUGGUAACAUUGAAUUCAUCGAAAAUAGGUACCAUAUCCAAUCGGAAUUUUAUAUCGAUCGUAGAAAUAUGGAGUCGUAAUGCACGAGCAGAUGUUAAACAUCGUUUGAUUACAAGACAAGUUAGUCAUUACAGUGUAUUUAUGCAAUCUCAAGUGUUAAGUGAAGAAUGGUUUUAUGGUGGUCAUGUCACCACUGCUGUUCCAUUCGACAACUCUACAUCAACCAAAACAUAUGAUCUCCGUUUUCAGUACCGAUAUCGUUGGCAUCUCAAAUCAUUAAGUCGAUUACGUCAAGAAGGAUUCAGCAAUCAAGAUGUUAGCAAUUUAAAUAUCACCACCAACAAUGGUUGUCCUUAUGGUUUCAAAGGUGAUGAUUGUAGCAAACCAAUCUGUAUGGAAGGUUGCCAUCCUGAGCAUGGAUACUGUGAUCAACCAGAUCAAUGUUCUUGUCGAUUUGGCUGGACAGGCAUGUUCUGUCAAUAUUGUCUUACGUUGCCAGGUUGUGUUCAUGGAUCCUGCACUCGGCCAUUGGAAUGUCGUUGCGAACCAGGAUGGACUGGAAUGUUUUGCUCAAUACCCGAAUGCAAAUCUGGUUGUCAUCAUCAAAAUGGAUACUGUAGCAAACCGGGCGAAUGUAAAUGUAAAUUCGGGUGGCAAGGUGAAAAUUGUACCGAAUGCUCAACAUUGCCAGGUUGCCAACAUGGAACCUGUGAUGAACCUUUAGAUUGUAAUUGUCAAAAUGGUUGGCAAGGUACAUUUUGUUCGACACCUAUCUGUGCAGAUGGCUGUGCCAAUGGAUGGUGCCAAAAUCCAGGAGAAUGUCGUUGUAAAGUAGGAUUUCGUGGCCAAAAUUGUAGCGAAUGUGUUCCAUAUCCAGGAUGUGAACAUGGUGAUUGUAUAAACAACGAACCAUGGACAUGUGGUUGUCAAACUGGUUAUGGAGGAUUUACUUGUAACGAACGUCUCGAUUGGUGCGAACAAAUCACCCGAUCAACGUCAAACCAAACUGACCUAUCGCAACCAAUUUGCCAGAAUGGAGGAACUUGUAUCAGUGUUGAACAAUCUGGAGGUAGCUAUCGUUGUCAUUGCUCAUUAGGAUAUACAGGUAAACAUUGUGAACAAAUCGCUUGAUGAUAUGAUUUAUGGUAAUAUUUGAGAUUUGCUACUCUAAUUGUUUGUAUUGUGCAUGACUAUGUUUUUUGUUUGUGAUUGUAAUAUU
Molecule: messenger RNA, 1864 nt
Organism: Dermatophagoides pteronyssinus (European house dust mite)
Lineage: Eukaryota; Metazoa; Arthropoda; Arachnida; Sarcoptiformes; Pyroglyphidae
Molecular function (GO): calcium ion binding
Source: RefSeq, a predicted model, not a curated record